CGAAACUCGACUCGCUCACUACGCACCGGAAGUUACUUUCCUUUAGACUUUCAACGUUGGUCGUGUUAGACAGACGAAUUUUAGUCAGUUCAAUUUAAAGAAAUGCCGCCAAAAAGGGGAAAGGUACAAAAGGAAGAGGUCCAAGUAUCUCUUGGACCACAACUCCGUGAAGGUGAAGUUGUUUUCGGCGUUGCUCACAUUUUUGCGAGCUUUAACGAUACUUUCGUUCAUGUAACCGAUCUUUCUGGAAGAGAAACUAUUGCAAGAGUUACUGGUGGAAUGAAAGUUAAAGCAGAUCGUGAUGAGGCAUCUCCAUAUGCUGCUAUGCUUGCUGCUCAGGAUGUAGCGGAGAAAUGCAAAUCCCUCGGGAUUACAGCACUUCACAUUAAAUUGAGAGCAACUGGAGGUAACAAAACAAAAACCCCUGGUCCAGGUGCACAAUCUGCCUUGCGUGCACUUGCACGUUCUAGUAUGAAAAUUGGCAGAAUUGAAGAUGUCACACCAAUUCCAUCUGACUCUACACGCAGAAAGGGUGGUCGUCGCGGAAGAAGGUUAUAAAUUAUGUUUCUAUGUGUGGUUAAUUGACUUUCAAAAAUAAAAAUUAAAAAAAUGUGCUGUGUUAUGUUUUUAUAUUCUUAUCUAUACACAUGGUAGUAAAAUUUUACAUAAUACACAAACUAUCUAAUAUUAAUCAGUAUCAAAUGCAAUGCUUGUAUACCACUCUUUUAAUACAUUUUUGUAUAAAUUUGUAAUGUAAGGAAUCCUGUAUUAAAAUCGUACAUCCUGAA
Messenger RNA from Bombus pyrosoma, 788 nucleotides. RefSeq names its product 40S ribosomal protein S14a (gene Rps14). The coding region runs from base 103 to 558 and encodes 151 amino acids. The record is from RefSeq and is a predicted model, not a curated record. Gene Ontology annotation, molecular function: mRNA 5'-UTR binding; small ribosomal subunit rRNA binding; structural constituent of ribosome. Gene Ontology annotation, cellular component: cytosolic small ribosomal subunit; ribosome. Gene Ontology annotation, biological process: translation; maturation of SSU-rRNA from tricistronic rRNA transcript (SSU-rRNA, 5.8S rRNA, LSU-rRNA); ribosomal small subunit assembly. Lineage: Eukaryota; Metazoa; Arthropoda; Insecta; Hymenoptera; Apidae. The transcript has 4 exons.